Messenger RNA from Paramecium octaurelia, 1498 nucleotides. The record is from the annotation of a GenBank genome assembly. Lineage: Eukaryota; Ciliophora; Oligohymenophorea; Peniculida; Parameciidae.
AUAAUAAUGAUGUCAUUAUUAAUCGCAGGAUUUGUCAUUGGAACAGUAUAUGCUGUUAACCCUCUUACUGAUAAAACCGUAUUUCCAGGAUGGGGAGAUUAUAAUUUUAAUUCUUAUUCAGGAUAUCUACCAGUUGGAACAGGAUUAAGGUAUGAUGAAUAAUGAUGUAGAUAAUUGCAUUAUGUUUUCCUUGAAAGUCAAAGCAAUCCUUCAACUGAUCCUGUUGUAUUGUGGUUGAAUGGUGGACCAGGAUGCUCUUCAUUAUUGGGAUUGAAUGAAGAAAUUGGUCCAUUUGUGAUGGUUGAUGAUGAUAGAUAAUUCAAGAAGAAUCCUUAUCCUUGGAAUGCCAGAGCCAACCUCUUAUUCUUGGAGUCACCUGCAGGAGUAGGAUUCUCAUUGAAUAAAGAUGACUCAUAUGCAUACAAUGAUGAGAAUUCUGGCCAAGACAAUUACUAAGCUAUAUUGGCUUGGUUUUAAGCAUUCAAAUAAUUCCAAAGAAACAAAUUCUUCAUUGCAGGUGAAUCAUAUGCAGGUACUUAAAAAUUCAAUACUCAUUAGGAAUGUACAUUCCAUAUACAGCUAAAGCUAUUGUGGAUGGAAAUAAAUCAGCCUCACUAAAAAUACCUUUGGAGGGUAUCUUGAUUGGAAAUGGUUUGUUGGUAUCCGAUUAAUAGAAGAGGUGGUCAGCUUUACAAGAGUACUUCCUUAGAAGAAAUUUCAUGCCUCCCACUGCUACAAACACAAUUAGAAAAAUAUGCAGUGUGAGCCCAAACUCUAUCAAAUGUUUAUUGGCACAAUCUCAAUUUGAGGAAGUCUGCCUAGGAUCCAACAUUAAUAUUUAUAAUGUUUAUGGAUAUUGCAAAGAUGAUACAACUCCUGACUUUUUGAAACCAAAAACUAAUUCAGGCAAGUAAAUCAGAUACCCAUAUGUGUCUUGGUAUGAAGGAAACAACUUCUAGAAGGUAGGAAAUAGCGGUGCUCCUUGUUCUGAUUUCGGACCCAUCACUGAAUAUUACAAUAAUGCUGAAGUCCAAGAAGCAUUACACAUCUUAGAAAGACCCUACUUUUGGUCUGCUUGCAAUAUGGAAAUCAAUCAAGCCUACAAUAUCAGUAAAAGCGGAAGUUACUAGAUACUUCCAAUUUUAAGUUAAUCAGGAGUCAGAAUUUUAAUCUACUCUGGUGAUUAGGAUGCUAUCGUCAGUGUUGUAGAUACUGAAUAAUCUAUUAAUAUGAUACCAGGAAUCUAAGAAUUGGAUUCUUGGACUCCAUGGGGAAAUACUGAUUUAGAUUUGGCCGGUUGGAUCACCUAAUAUAAUUACUUGAAGUUCGUCGUCGUAAGAGGAGCUGGACAUGUAAGUUAUUCGUAUCUAUUUAAAUUAGAUGGUCCCUGAAGAUCAAAGACAAAAUGGAUUUGAAAUGUUCGAUAGUUUCAUUUAUGAUAAUGAACUUCCAAAAUACCAAUGAAUGGAGUAGUAAUAUUAUAUUAACAAUAUCAAAU